UCAGCCUGUCGCGUCCACCCUCGCGCAUUCCUGCCCUCGGCCUUUUCCGUCUCUCCAAAGCCCGCAGCUCCAGCUUCCACCAAUUUUCUUCGACGCCUCAGUCCCCACCAUCCCCAGCGCCCUCUUCACCAGCGUAUGCGCAGAGCCGCCCGGCGCACGAGAGGCGCGCCUUUUCGCCACUGCAAUUGACCCCACAACGCCUACCAUCCCGCUCCGACCAUGGAGCGCGCAAGCUCGCCCAGCUCCAAGCUUCAGCAAGCCUUCAUGAACGGCCAGAUGCCGCAGUAUCCGCCUCCCCCCUCGGCCGACCAGCAGCACUACUCGCCCAUCUACCCGGCUGCCGCCAGCGCCCAACUUCUGGAAGCUGCCCAGCAGCAGCCGCAACCGCAGUCGGAAGGCUUCAACUUUAGCCCGCCCACCAGCCAGUCCAUCUACACGAAAAUCGAGCCCAGCUUUCAGGACCCCAACCAAAGCCACGCCGGCCCCCACGAUGGCGCGUACCCGGGAAAUGGUGUCGGUGUCGGGCAGGUCGGGCAGGUUGGGCAGGUCGGUCAGGAACACCACGCGAUGCCGUCCAUGCAGCCACCGCCAGCAGGUGUGGCCGGCGUGGCCAGUGUCGGUCCAGACGCGUCGCACCAGAAGGCGAACCGGCUGAGGAAGGCUUGCGAUUCCUGCAGCAUACGCAAGGUUAAAUGCGAUGAGAGCGGCCCUCCGUGCCGCGCUUGCGCUUCGCUGGAUAUUCCGUGCACAUUCGACCGCCCGAGUCGCCGGAGAGGCCCACCGAACAGACACGCAGAGGCUAUCAAGAAACGCCGGUUAGAGUCUCCCAAUAUGAUGUCUCCGACGGACCCGUCGUCGCCGACCAAUGCAGCCCACGCUCUCGCGGCGCUUUCAUCGCACCCACCGCUCACUGCGGAAUCCAUUGCGCCCAUGGACACAUUGGAGCUUUUCAUUAAUGACUACUUCACCUACAUCCACCCGCUCUGCCCGUUCCCGCACGAGCCAAGCUUCCGUGAGUCAUUUAGGCAGCGGCAAGACUACAAUAACCGUCCAUUCCUAGCGCUAUUGGCCUCUAUGGUUGGUGCUCUGGUCGCGUCCUUCCCCCGGAAGCCGCGUUUGAUCCUCAAGGCCCAGGGUCGGCAGAAGCUCUUCCCCAGUCACCUGAGCUUGGUUCACCGGUGCCAGCAAGUUUGUGCUGCCGCUAGAGGGCCAAACAUACUGGAGCGUGACGACCUCACUGUUUAUGAUGCAGCGACUAGCUACCUUCUGGGAGUCUCUCACGCCUACACGUACCGCUGGCGCGCGGCACGCCUAUUCUUCGCCGAAGGUCUGUCGAUGGUUAGAGCACUAGGUUUGCAUGAUGUUCGGAGCGAAUUUUGGAACCCCUCAGGACCUCAGAACGGCGACGGCCCGCGGCCACCCGGGCCGGACUUCAUCACCCAGGAGAUGGCCAGACGCGUCUUCUGGACUACGUUUGUGAGUUGGCGGUCGAUGUCACAGGCCGGCGCAGACCACGACGAAUUGGUAAUAAUGCCAGAGACACCAGGAAGGCCAUAUCCUCCGCUGCCCAUGGAGGUUGAUGAUGUGCACAUCUACCCAGGGCAUAUCGAGCCGCAGCCGCCGAACGUUGUCCCAGAGAUUGUUGGAUUCAACGCAAACGUGCGCGUCUACCAGUCCUACAGUACUCUGGCGACUACCGAGCUUACCUAUGGCAUCAACGAGGUUUUUGACUGGGAGAGGCAGAGCAAGGUCCUUGAUCAAAGUCUCCGGUGUUGCAAGCGUGUGCUGGAGGACCUGCCCUCCGAGUUGACUGUUUGGCCCGAAGGCGCAGCUGAAAGCUCGGCGCAACCUAAUGUUUUCGACCCAGUCCAAAGCUAUAUGCUACCACGGGAUCCGAUGAUGCUGCUAGCGAUCAAUGGAGAGCAAGGUCCCGAGGAGAGGCGGAAAACGCAGUAUGAGAUACAAAAGGCCAACAUUUAUCUGAGCCAGCUGGCGACGCGCUCGUAUAUUACGGAAAGAUACUGUAACAUGCGCGAUAUAUACAACAACAUGAAGGCGCAGAACCAGGAACAGAGUUCGCCUGCUGUGGUUGCCGCUGGUUUGGAUGCAAUGUUGCAGGAGCAUGCGAGCACGGAUUAUGACGUACUGGAACAGGAAAUGACUGCGGAGAAGGACAGGAUCGUCAAGGACUUGCUGCAUGUGCUCCAGAGCAUCAGUCAGAUCCACAUGGAGCCGAACGCUGACAGCUUUACACACAAAGUGCGGCAAAUCGUGUCGACUCUUCUCAAUGUCCCGCAAGACCGCAAGAGCAGCGUCGCGCUGCAGGCCGAGCACUAUCUGCACCAGUUCCUCGACAUUCUGGUGCGCCUCGACCGCACUUCGGCGUCGUCGCUCGGCAACCCGGAGCAGCCGGACGACGAAGAGGCAGAGUUGAGGAAUUGGUCGGAUCUGAGGGAGUACCAAGCCAAGCUCACGCAGGCCGGCGGCAUCCUAGCCCUCCAGUAAAUGAGAGAGUGGGGGAGGGAGCCAGAAUGAGGAGUUGGCUGACGGAGAAGGGAGUUCAUGGAGAGUUUAUGUGAUCUUGCGUUAUUGCUUCAGAGGAAGGAGUAUAUCUUUUCAAGGAUGUUGCUGGGAAGGGGGUGAGGAAAACGGACGGGGAAGCAUUCCUUCCCGCACAUGACGGCCAUGGGUUUCGGAGGAUCUCUUUAGCUUUUUUUCUUUUUCGUUGGUGCCGAGUGGAAGAGGAUUUAUUUUUGCUUGCACAUCAUCGUCGUCCCCCCCCCCCU
This is a messenger RNA of Aplosporella prunicola CBS 121167, 2786 nucleotides long. RefSeq lists its product as uncharacterized. Bases 220 to 2505 code for a protein of 761 amino acids. Gene Ontology annotation, molecular function: DNA-binding transcription factor activity, RNA polymerase II-specific; DNA binding; zinc ion binding. The transcript has 3 exons. Gene Ontology annotation, biological process: DNA-templated transcription; regulation of DNA-templated transcription. The record is from RefSeq and is a predicted model, not a curated record. Lineage: Eukaryota; Fungi; Ascomycota; Dothideomycetes; Botryosphaeriales; Aplosporellaceae.